Messenger RNA from Phacochoerus africanus (Common warthog), 2786 nucleotides. RefSeq names its product proline-serine-threonine phosphatase interacting protein 2 (gene PSTPIP2). Gene Ontology annotation, biological process: actin filament polymerization. The transcript has 15 exons. Lineage: Eukaryota; Metazoa; Chordata; Mammalia; Artiodactyla; Suidae. Bases 175 to 1179 code for a protein of 334 amino acids. Gene Ontology annotation, cellular component: plasma membrane; cytoplasm; actin filament. Gene Ontology annotation, molecular function: actin filament binding. The record is from RefSeq and is a predicted model, not a curated record.
AUCUGCGGGCCGCGACUCCAUUCCGCUCCCCGCAGCGCUGGGUGCGGGGCGGGACAAGCGGCGGCGGGGGCGUGGCCUAGAUCCCUGGUCUGGCGGCGGCGUCCACUGCCUGUGACAGUCCGGUCCCCCCGCGCCUGCUCCGGCUGUACUUGCCCUGCUCCCCGCGCGCCGGCCAUGACGGGCUCACUGUUCAAGGGGAAUUUUUGGAGUUCAGACAUCCUCAGCACCAUUGGCUACGACACCAUCAUCCAGCAUCUCAACAAUGGCCGCAAGAACUGCAAAGAGUUUGAAGACUUUUUAAAAGAAAGGGCAUCAAUUGAAGAGAAAUAUGGCAAAGAUCUACUCAACCUCUCUAGGAAGAAGCCAUGUGGACAGUCUGAGACCAACACCCUGAAGCGGGCCCUUGAAGUCUUCAAGCAACAAGUAGACAAUGUGGCCCAAAGUCACAUUCAGCUCGCACAGACUCUAAGAGAAGAGGCCAGGAAGAUGGAAGAAUUCAGGGAAAAGCAAAAGUUACAACGGAAAAAGACGGAGCUUAUAAUGGAUGCUGUCCAUAAACAAAAGAGCUUACAAUUCAAGAAAACCAUGGAUGCAAAGAAGAGCUAUGAGCAGAAAUGCCGGGACAAAGAUGAAGCAGAGCAGGCGGUCCACCGGAGUGCCAACCUGGUCAACCCAAAGCAACAAGAAAAGCUUUUUGUGAAACUGGCAACUUCAAAGACGUCAGUAGAAGACUCAGACAAAGCGUAUAUGCUGCACGUCAAUACGCUGGAUAAGGUCCGAGAAGAGUGGCAGAGUGAGCACAUCAAGGCCUGCGAGGUGUUUGAGACUCAAGAAUGUGAACGAAUAAACUUCUUUCGGAAUGCACUAUGGUUACACUUGAAUCAGCUGUCACAACAGUGUGUCACAAGUGAUGACAUGUAUGAAGAAGUCCGUAAGAGUUUAGAAAUGUGCAGUAUUGAGAAGGAUAUUGAGUACUUUGUGAAUCAACGCAAAACUGGACAGACACCACCAGCACCUAUCAUGUACGAGAAUUUCUACUGCCCCCAGAAGAAUGCAGCCCCACCAGGAAAGGCUACGGGGCCUAACUUGCCAAGGAGAGGACCUCUCCCAGUUCCUAAGAGUUUGCCAGAUGACCCUGAUUAUUCUUUGCUUGAUAACUACAGUUUAAUCUAUCAGUAACACCAAUGAAAAAAGCUUUUUCUGGCUGGUGCUUCUGUGGCUUGGAAAGAGGCACUCAAAGCAGCAGAAUCUGUAGAAAUUAUGUCAAUCAUGAAGACUUGGAAGUGAACCCUUGCUAUAAUUUUUCCAUAUUUUAAAAUUUAUGGUAGAUAUUUAGUUCAACGGAACCCAAUAGAGUUCUGCAGUUUUUAAAAGAAGUUAACAGAUUGCCCCAGACUGAAGAAUUAUCUUUUCCCAUUCAAGUCACUAAAGUUGUGAAUGAAUUGUUUUUCUACUUGAUUAGGAAAGUCUCUGGAUAUGAAGCCUUGACUCCUGGGGGUGGGGGCAGGAAUGGCUGCUAGGGGGGCGGUGGGAGACAGAGCCAUCACCCUGCUCUAGAAGUUCCUUUGCCUUGGGAGCGGCGUGGCUGUGGAAUUUCCAGUGACACACACUUUCCGUGGUGCAAGAUUUUAAAUCACCUUCCUUUUUGGCUGCAAGAUUUUGAGGCCAUCUGAUUGCACUUUCUCAUUUUACAGAUGAGGAAAUGAGGCCCAGAAGUGUGAAAUCAAUUUCCUUACAGUUCUCCCAACUGACUAGGGACAGAAGAGAGUGCAAGUCUAUCCCACACUGCCUUCUGACCCUUCUUGAGGCUGGGCUCAUGUUGAAAUUUAAGAUGCCAAGUGUUUUUGCCGGCACCUUUCCAAUUGGGAAAACUACGAGUGUUUAAAAGUCAGAUUUAUUUUUAUAUGGCUCACUGUGUGUACUCGACUGCAGGGCACCAUAUUUAACCUCAUUAAGAAAACAUCGAUUAUAAAACAUGCCUUUGCUUUAUAUACCACUAAGAAAGGCAGUGAAGGACUUGACACUUUUGACAGUUAAUGGCCAAACUCAUUGGAACUGGAGAUGCUAAUGUGUGGGAAAAAAAAUAUAUUCUAGAAUCAAUGAAAUGUGGCCUUUUGACUAUCCCUAAAGAGUUUUAGACUUACAAAGCCAGUACUCAGUCUUGGGUCUUCACAGAGGAUUUUUCCCUUGCUAGAUCCUGGAAUUUUUACCCUUCCACAAAUAGUUGGGUCUUCCUUUGGUCACCCGUAAAACAGAAGGGAGAUUAUGUACCUUGGUCUAAUGUUAGCACCCUGAGUAAACGAUGCAUUUUAGUUAGGGACAAGUGAACACAGCACUGGCAUUUAUUUUGGAAGUUGAAAAAUUAUGGUGCCAUGAAAAGCAAACGCUUUCCUUUUCUGCUCUGUGCAGUAGCUUUCCCGGAACUAUGGACAAAGUGAUGGAAGGGAGAUGGAGUAUUUCCCCUUUUCAUGUAAAGCGCUGCUUAAAGUGGCAGCUUCUUGUCAUGAUGGGAAACUUGCAUCAUUUGGAUAUCCUUUUGAGAAACUGAAGUUUGCAAAGGACCAUUGACUUCCCCAAGUUGAACAGGCUCAGGAAAUUUUCCUUCGAACUCACAACAUUGUCUGUUUGAGUGUUUUGUUUAUUGUUGGCGGUUCCUCAGGGAUUUCAGUUUUCUCUCUCUUGGUCAGUGUAAUUGAUAUAAAAGUGUUUUAAGAAUUGAAAAAAUAUAUUUUUAUUUUAUUGCUCCAGUUUGAUAUGAAGUAAAAUAAAAGUUUUUGCUGAUUCGG